AUAUUGGCUACACUGUUGUCAGGAUGUUCGUGUUGUGUUGACAAACCGCGCGAAUGCAUGUUUUCGUUUUAUGGAAAAUAGUGUAAUUUUUUAUGGUUAUAGUGUAUUGUAGUAAUUAACAGUUAUGGCUUCAUUUGUGACUGAAAUUGUGCGAUGUGCUGAUAAAGUGGAAUUGGAUGAUUUAAAUAAAAACAUCGAAGACUUGUCACGAUCAGUGUUUAAUUUGAAAUGUGAAGUUGCAAAAGAAAUGGAAAACACAUAUGUAAGCUUCUUAAAAAUGCCAGCAAAAAAUAAAAAAUUGAUGUUGGAGGUUAAACAGCAAAGUGCCCGAAUGGAAAUUAUUCAAGACAAGGUUGAUAAAAUGGUAAAGCAUGAACUAGAAAGCUCCACUGGCGAACUGCACACUUUGUCAACAAAACUAAUGGAAGUGGGCCUGAAAUUAGGUCAUGUCACUCAGUUGGUACUAAUGGACAACGCUCUCCAGGCUGCAGUAAAUGCACAUGAAGCACAGGAAUUUCCACAAGCAGCAAAACACACACAGCACUUACUUCAUUUACUGGAUGAUCUUUCUCCUGAAAAUGCCUCAUUAAAAAUUUACACGUCUUUACGAAGUGAGGCACGCCUCAUACAGGAACGUUUGUUGUAUGAUCUUAAGGAAGUGUGGAAAACAGGCUUGCGAUGGGAGGAACCUGAACCAGACAUUGAGGGUCUGGGCCUGAAAGACAGCAUGACAAAGAGGAAGAAACCUUAUCGCGCUGCUCUGCAUGUAGAUACUUCCUGUCUAAACAAGCUGGAAGGUGUCUUCAUUGCUCUCUCCAUUCUUGGGAACUUUGACUACCAUGUGAGCAAGUUUGCAUCGAAUUUCAUGCGAUUAGUGCUUCAACCCCUUACAACGCAAGAAGGUCAAGUGAAUGUGCUGCAAGUGACAGAUGACAACAGUGAAGCACUUCUGGAGAUUGAGACACAUCCCAACAAAACACAUCCUUCUUACAUGUCUGUUCUUCAAAACUUACGGAAGGUGUUUGAGUUCACAAGGCAGUACCUCAUCCUGCAAGUGGAGGAUGCACGAGAUGGGGAGCCGUUGGUCACUCUAGUGAACCGCAUGGGGGCAGUCAUAGGAGCCCAGCUCUGCGAGAUGCUGGUUACUGGAUGUCUGGCCCACACAGUCCCUGCCUAUGGUCACGAUUUGAAUACGUUUCGCCAGGCUGCUGCCGAAGCUGAGGCCUUCCACCAUGAGCUGAAGUCAAUCGGAUUUCUGCCAGAAGAGAAUGAAUCACUUGUCAAAUAUGCAGCCAAUAUUGAUGUGUUGUUUGCCAACAAAAUUUGUGAGCUUCAUUUGCACACUGCAAGAGAAAUAGCUCGAAAAGAUUUACAUGACACAAUGGAUGUUGGGAUUAUUAUCCCUAAGCAAGAAUUACCAUGUAAAGAUGAUGAGCCUGACAUUAAACCCAUUGAAAAAUUGAGUGAUUAUACAUUCCAAUUUCCUAAGUGUCAAAUAAGCAAAAGUGCCCAUGAGCUCGUGGAGCUGCUGAGGCGUCUUUUGGCUGAGGCAGAGAAGGGGAGCGAUGUGAGUUCAGGACGGCUGCUGCUCACAGCCCGCCAGGUAGUCGAACUGUAUUGGGCUGUUUCACAUACUCACCAUCAGCAAAUGCUUAGCACAAUCCCACAACAAGUUGCUCUCUUCCACAACAAUUGUAUGUACAUAGCCCAUCAUUUGGUAACACUUGGGGCUGAACACCAAGGACAAGGUUUUGGAGUGAAUUUCUUGGAUCAAGUUCAAGGAUUACGAGAAUUAGGUGCUAAUGUGUUGCUUCAGUGCACACAAACUAGCCGACAGCAAAUCAUUAAUAUUCUCCGAGAAUCAGGUUGCCUACUGAAUGCCUUGGUGGAAGAGUUAGUGCUACGUAUUGUGAAUCUUGAAGAUAUACCAGCGCACGUGGCAACUCUGCUUGCUGCAAUGUUUUCUGAUGUUCUUGAACGUGCUCCUCAAGUUUUUCCAGAUACACGGGAAGUGCAUCGUCACGUGCACAAGUGGCAUCAAUUGGAGGCUCUUGUUAAAGUAUUGAGAGCAUCUCUAACUGAGAUUGCUGACAACUGGGCAAGUGGAGCUGGUCCUUUAGCACGAGCAUUUUCAGCAAAUGAACUUAAACAACUCAUCCGAGCCCUUUUCCAAAACAACAAGCGUAGAGCUGCAAUUUUAGCUCUCAUCAAGUAACUUAUGUGUCAACUUGUGCUAAAUAAAUUAAUGAGUUUUAUCACACCAAUCACACCAGUACAAUCUUAAGUGAACAGGUGGUGUGACUUCCAGAUAGGUGGCUUCCACCGUGAUAUUUGCCUCAUCAUGCACACAAAUUAGUACUGCUACUGCCUUACAAAACACAGCCACUUCAACUGCAUAUGCAUUUCUGAAAUGAAGUGAAAGAAGAUUUCUAUAUUGGAGUGAAGAAUCCAUUUUGGAACAUUGUAUUAUCAUUUGCCUCUCAUGUGUUGGUGUGUUGUUGAAAUGUUGUGGGUUGUAACAUACACAACCAUAUGUAUAUUAAAACAAAAGAAAAAACAGACCAAAACAAACAUUAAUUUUGAAUUUUUCAUGUAACAUCAUGGGAAUUUUAUUUGUUAUCUGCUAAAUGAGUAACUCAAAAUACAAAAAUGAAUCUGUGAUUUGAAGAUGGAAAUAAGUUUUUGAUGCACAAUUUUGAGCAUGCUAAUAAUAUCCGCACCUAGCAUCUGGGGCAGUUAUGUACUCCAUAAAAGUUGUUGGGCUGCUCGGUAACUACAAUUUUGCAUUUCUGUGAUGUAAAGAAUCGUUUUUAUCCCCUGGACUUAUUUUCUUUACAACAGGGCCACCGAGCCUACUGUUCCAAAGAGGAGCUGCCAUUUGCUCCCUCCCUUUUUGGGUAGCUUGGUGAUGGCGAUGAUCAAGGUCUUCAUAAAAUAGUUCAAUCACCGGGUUUGGAAACGUAAGAUGUCUUCUCUACGUGGUAUUAUAUUCACCUUCUCGAUGGUUUUGAAAUGUAAGAUAACAAAAGAUAUCUAUGACUGUUGUCAUAAAAGCAUUUAGGUGUUUCCUACCUGAUAGUUCUUCUGUGCGAGAAACAGUAUUACCAACUCCCUCACUAUUAGUAAUAUAUGAUUAAUCACAGUUCAUACAAUGAAUACAGAAAUUUCUCGGUUGUUUUCCAAUCAUUAGAAUUUGUAGAUGACAAUAGAACACUUACUUCAGCUGGACAAGUUUUAUUUUUACACUGAUCUAGUUUCAAGAACAACAAAGAAAAUGUAUAUCUCAACUCUUUUUAAUCGACUUAUUUCCUCUUUAAACUCACUGAUUCAAACGCUGUUGGAUUUUGUUGGUGAAUUUGAUGCAUAUGUACUAUUAAAACUGCUUGUAAUAUAUUGUUGCUUAACAAUGAGCCUUUUGGAAAUUUUUGAAGGUGUGCUAGCUUGUUGAAACUUUUCUACUCUGUAUUGAAUAAUCAUGUAAAAAAGGAGGAAAACUACCUCUCCAUGUUAAAUAUUAAAUUAAUUUAUUUCCUUGUUUCAAAGAAUGAAGUUAUUUUUUCUUUUAAUUAUGUUGGUUUAUUGUGAAUCAAUGCUCAGAUCAUGUUUUUGACUGAUAAUGUUGAGAAAUCCAUUGUCCAUUUCAGCAGAUGCUAUGCAAAGGGAAAGUGGUGAGUUGUGGACACAAAAGACUGGAAAUGUCACAAGUUUCAAGAGGAAGGGUUCACACAAUUUAGAUAACAUAUGAAUAAUUAGAUAUUAAUAACAUAUUAGAAAAUAUCCAAUUAACUAUAACGUUUGUCCAAGAAGAAAUAAAAUUACUCUUCCCUUAAGCACAGUAGUAUUGUGUGAAACAAGUGGGACGAAUGUCCACAUGGCAUUUACUGCUAAUAAAUUUUGUUUUCCACUUGCAACCUUCAAGGACACACCUUUCUAUUUCUUUUUUCUCUGGCCAAACGUCUCAAUAUGAGAAUUUUCCCUAGUUUUAGGAACACUUUGCUCGUUAGAAUUUUUGCUCAUGUUUUCAUAUCCAUGAAUGAGUUGUUGCAAAAAUAUGAGAAGCUCAUAAACAAUUUCUUGCUUUAUUUUGUUGAUUCAUCAAAAAUUUAUAAGUACUACAAAAGCAUCAAGCAAGUAAACAAAACUUGGACACUACCCCUUUCUCUAAUUUUUAAUCUAUUUGUAGCUGCAGACUACUCCUUUCUGUCCACACUUUCUAUAGCUUUAUUAUUUGUCUUAAAUAAUGUGAUUAUGUAACAGACACUUUGACAAGGAGACAAUAUAAGUUUCUUUGUAUCGCUAUCAUUAUAUUCACCUUCUCUAAAAUUUCAUUUCCAGAAAGACUAAAACAAUGUAUGUUACUUUCACUUGAGAACAAGUUUUGCAAGAGUCCUGGGUACAUUGCAGCCACUGAAACAUAUUACUAAGUAAUUUCAACAAUUGUUAAAAUACAAAAAUAAAAAUUAGUGCAAGUAGCACUAUUUAAUAUAAAAAACAUGUCGCUAGUUCAAUAAUUUUAGAGUUAUUAUGACUGAAGUAUUCCCCUAAUGCUCAACCUCAGAGAAACUUAUCUCUAUAUUCACUAUUAUCUGUAUAUACAAAAAUGGAUGUUGGGAUGUUCCAGAUCGAUGAACUCUGACGCUGAUUGACCAAUCCCCCUGAAUGUUGGCAUCUAUGUGCAUUUUUCUUGGAGAAGGCUUUUAUGCUGUUCAUUU
Messenger RNA from Gryllus bimaculatus (two-spotted cricket), 4712 nucleotides. The record is from the annotation of a GenBank genome assembly. NCBI's taxonomy places the organism in Eukaryota, Metazoa, Arthropoda, Insecta, Orthoptera, Gryllidae.